Neurospora crassa OR74A is the source of this 1568-nucleotide messenger RNA. Its product is annotated as NUDIX domain-containing protein. The transcript is spliced from 3 exons. The record is from RefSeq and is a predicted model, not a curated record. Gene Ontology annotation, biological process: coenzyme A catabolic process. NCBI's taxonomy places the organism in Eukaryota, Fungi, Ascomycota, Sordariomycetes, Sordariales, Sordariaceae. Gene Ontology annotation, molecular function: acetyl-CoA hydrolase activity; coenzyme A diphosphatase activity. The coding region runs from base 152 to 1435 and encodes 427 amino acids.
CAGUAACUUGAGGUUGUUCUGCUAGUUCCAGUCACAGUUCCGCCUACCCUCUUCUUUUGCGCCCAACCUCCGUCCAAACAGCCGCGGUUCUUGAGUCCCGUCCUAUCUCUCGUAUCUACCUAUUUCUUUACGGCACAUCCUGGUUGAUACCAUGAGCGCUUCGAACGAAGUGGGCGCACACACCACCGGCGACUUCCCUCAAGACCGCGAAGAGUUCCAGACCAUUGCUCAGAGUAUUCAGGGUGUACAGGAUCCCGAGAUCGUAUUUCCGACGUCAACAAGAACGGGUGAACUGCCAACGGAGGGACGGGAGGAGAGUAAUAAAGAAGACGGGGAAAGCGCAAAGGAUCAGGAGGAAGAGAAGGCUAUCGACAGCGAGGCGUCCCAUUAUUGGGAUGCUUCGACCAUGAAACCGCUUAGUCCAGCCUCGGCGGCUGCCAUUGCCCGAUUAAGAGCCUUCAAGCCCCCUCCCUUUCCGCUAUGGGACCGCCUACCAAUCAGUCGCCGCGCCGCGGUGUUGUUGCUCCUUUUCGCAGACAAGCGCGGUGAUCUCCGUGUCGUCAUCACCAUGCGCGCCGCGAGCAUGCGCAGCUUCUCUGGGCAUGCCGCGCUACCCGGCGGGAAGGCAGAUAGUGUAGAGGAAACACCAUAUCAAAUCGCCCGCCGCGAAGCCUGGGAAGAAAUCGGUCUUCCCAUGGACGACAGCAAGCUCCCCUCGCCCUUCCGCAUCGAACACCUCUGCUAUCUGCCCAUGAACCUCGCGCGCACCGAGCUAGUCGUCCGUCCCUGUGUUGCCUUUUUGCACGCCGAUGACAAGGUCGCGCCAGCGGCAGACGAAUCCCUGAUUCCGCGCCUCAAUGCCAAGGAAGUCGCCGCCGUCUUCUCCGCGCCCUUCCACAACUUUUUGCGAGCCCAUGAUGAAGUUCCGAAAAGCGACGAGGACGGCUCGCAAGAAAAGCCGCCGCCAGGCAAGUGGUACGAGGGCAGCUGGACGAACUGGCACGAGGAGCGGUGGCGGUUGCACUUCUUCUACGUGCCCGUCAACAACCAGCAGGUAGCCAAGCCGGGGUCACGGAAGCAGCUAAAGGCCGCCGAAGAAAAGUCGUCAAACCAAAGCGCAAUCAUCAACCCGGAAGACGACGAGGACUUGCCGCCACCGACAGCAGCGCUCGCCCGUGGGGACGAGGAGGAAAGCGAGCGAUACAAGGUUUGGGGGAUGACGGCAAGGAUAUUGGUGGACGCGGCGACGGUGGCAUAUGGGGAGGAGCCCGAGUUCGAGCAUAACAGCCAUUUUGGAGACGAGAGGAUGAUCAUGGGGUUGGAUAAGUUGGGCAUGUUGGGGGAGAAGACGAAGAAGGAGAGUGUGUUUACGCAGGAGGAUCUAAAGAAGGCGAGUGAGGCGGCGAAGAAGGCUAGCGAGGCGUCAAAGAUGUAGAUAGAGGAGGACCUGGAGGUAAUGUAGUUCAAUGUGGGUGAACAGGGUGUUGGAGGUCUUGUUGUUGAUCUAUAGGCACAAGUUAUGCAUAAAAUUUAAUAUCAACACCACAAAGCGCCAGUGGUUUAGUGGU